AUGUCGCGCUAUGCCGCCGCCGCCGCCGCCCGUCGAUCGCCGCCGCCGUAUGCCGCCGCCGCCGCCGCCGCUGAUCGCCGCCGCCGCCGCGCCAUCGCCGCCGCCGUUAUCGCCGCCGCCGCAGUAAUCGCCGCCGCCCUGCCGCCGCCGCUGUGUAAUCGCCGCCGCCGCCCAGUAUCGCCGCCGCCCGUAUCUAUCGCCGCCCGCGCCGCCGCAGUAAUCGCCGCCGCCGCGUCGAUAAUCGCCGCCGCCGCCGCCGCCGCCGCCGCCGCCGCGCGCGCCGCCGCCGCCGCCAGUAUCGCCGCCGCCGCCGCCGCCGCCGCCGCCAUCGCCGCCGCCGCCGCCGCCGCCGCCGCCGCCGCCCGUCGUCGCCGCCGCCGCCGCCGCCGCCGCCGCCGCCGUCGCCGCCGCCGCAUGGAUCGCCGCCGCCGCCGCGUAAUCGCCGCCGCCGCCGCCGCCGCCGUAAUCGCCGCCGCCCCGAUCGCCGCCGCCGUGAUCGCCGCCGCCGCCGCCGCCGCCGCCGUGAUCGCCGCCGCCGCCGCCGCCGCCGCCGCCGCCGCCGCCGCCAUCGCCGCCGCCGCCGCCGCCAUCGCCGCCGCCGCCGCCGCCGUAAUCGCCGCCGCCGCCGCCGCCGCCGCCGCCGCCGCCGCCGCCGCGUAUCGCCGCGCCGCCGCCGCCGCCGCCGCCGCCGCCGCCGCGUGCCGCCGCCGCCGCCGCCGCCGCCGCCUAUCGCCGCCCGCCGCCGCCGCCGCCGUAUCGCCGCCGCCGCUGUGUAUCGCCGCCGCCGCCGCCGCCGCCGCCGCGCCCGCCGCCGCCGCCGCCGCCGCCGCCGCCGUAAUCGCCGCCGCCGCUAUCGCCGCCGCCGCCGCCGCGUGA
Molecule: messenger RNA, 876 nt
Organism: Oncorhynchus keta (chum salmon)
Lineage: Eukaryota; Metazoa; Chordata; Actinopteri; Salmoniformes; Salmonidae
Product: antifreeze protein Maxi-like
Source: RefSeq, a predicted model, not a curated record